CAUCUUCUUACCGAAGGCAAAUUUAAAAACAAAGAUUCAUCAGCAAGCAAACUGAUUCUCUCUCUCUCGACUCAUUUCCCCCACAAAACAAAAGAAAACAAAACAUGGUGAGCUCAGAUAUCUCAACCGCCUCUCCUAGAAAGCUGGAGGGCAAAGUGGCAAUCAUCACCGGCGGAGCUAGCGGCAUAGGCGAGAGCACCGCCAGGCUGUUCGUCCACCAUAACAACAGGACAAGGAUUACUAGCUGUGAAUUUGACAGAGCAGAGGUACGAAAUGCAGAGAAAGGAGGGAACAGAAACUGAACAAAGGAAAGAGACGUUGUGGCCUCAGGACACAACGACGACGUCUUGAUUCUCUUUGGUUUCGGUAGACAGCAAC
Messenger RNA from Linum tenue, 378 nucleotides. The record is from the annotation of a GenBank genome assembly. NCBI's taxonomy places the organism in Eukaryota, Viridiplantae, Streptophyta, Magnoliopsida, Malpighiales, Linaceae.